UUUGAACAGGUCCUUCAUGUGUCAUACUUUUCUUGUUUAAAAACUGGGAAAAUGGAGUCCUGGAAGGUGUCCAAGAACCCAUUUAUAGAUGAGGAUGAUGAUGAUGAAGGUGUAAAGGAUGAUGAAUUCCUUCAUCAUGCCAAGUCUGGGAGUUCUGGGUAUAUGUUUCCAGAGUAUAUGACAGAUGAACAGAAAAAAGCAGCUAUUUAUAAGGAAGAGCUCCUAAAACAGAAGAGAUCAAUUGAGGAACGGACCUUGCAGUCUUCUGCUCGAUCUGUGGGACUCAUUUAUGACAGUGAACGUAUUGGCACGGAGACAGCUCAGGAACUGUUAGCACAGCGUGAGAAACUCGAGAAGAGUGAGCAUCGAUUGGAUGACAUCAACAACUCCUUACGAACUUCUGAACGUCACAUUCAGUCCAUCAAGAGCAUAUUUGGUAGCAUCAAGAACUACUUCACUACACCACCAGCAGGACCAUCUACUGGGGGCAGUAAAAACCCUCCUAGUUCUGGAUCAUCACAAAAUGAGGGUUCCCAAAAGAAUGCCACAGCUUCUAAAGGCUUGACAUCCAUUUUGGAAUCUCCAUCAUCAUCAUCAGCUGCUGCAGAUUAUCAUCCAGGUUUGAGGAGUCGUGGAUAUGGAGAAGACCAGAAUGUGAAUUCAUUUGAUGCUCAACUGGAUGAUCAUCUUGGGGAGAUGUCUGCUGGUUUAUCUAGAUUGAAGGGACUUGCAAAGGGGCUUGGAGAUGAAAUUGAGGAUCAAAAUAGCAUGCUCGACCGCAUGGCAACUCGUACUGAGGGUCUGGAUUGGAAGGUGAAAAAGCAGAAUAAGGAAAUGAACAAGAUCUUGAAACGAUGAAGGCUCCUGUGAUACCCUGCUCCUUGAAAGUCCAACAAGUUUUAUCAUUCACUAUUCCAGUAUGGGUCAUAUGUCAUGGAAAUCCAAUACAGAUCUUUUUUUCACAUAAAUUGGUAUCUGACAUGCAAUA
Darwinula stevensoni is the source of this 988-nucleotide messenger RNA. The record is from the annotation of a GenBank genome assembly. Lineage: Eukaryota; Metazoa; Arthropoda; Ostracoda; Podocopida; Darwinulidae.